UCCCUCUCCCCCUCCCCAUCCCUCUCCCCCUCCCUCCCUCUCCCCCUCCCUCCCUCCCUCCCUCUCCCCCUCCCUCUCCCUCUGCCUGUCCCUCUCCCUCUGCCUGUCCCUCUCCCUCUGCCUGUCCCUGUCUCCACCCCUCUCUCCCCCUCUCCCCUUUGUCACACAAUAGUGGUGACAUCAGGCUAG
Schistocerca gregaria is the source of this 189-nucleotide messenger RNA. RefSeq names its product cathelicidin-3-like. The record is from RefSeq and is a predicted model, not a curated record. The annotation marks the transcript as partial. The transcript has 2 exons. Lineage: Eukaryota; Metazoa; Arthropoda; Insecta; Orthoptera; Acrididae.